AUGCAAUACCACUCUCUAAAACAACCUUCCAAACAAGUUGUGUUAUUGUAUCUCUCUUUGUUUGUUCGUCUUCCUCUAUCCAUUUCCAUUUGUAACUUCGCAGAAGAUGGAGCUGCGACCAGAGGCAUGUUUGUGUUUGGAAGCUCUCUGGUCGACAAUGGCAACAAUAACUUCUUUGAAAGCAGGGCUAAAGCCGAUUAUUUGCCAUAUGGUAUUGAUUUCCCGAACGGACCUUCUGGGAGAUUCACAAAUGGCAAAAAUGUCGUUGACCUUCUUGGUGACCAACUCAAGCUUCCUUCCUUCAUCCCACCUUCUAAAGACCCUUCAACCAAGGGAAGUAAAAUUGUUCAUGGCGUCAACCAUGCCUCCGGCUCUUCCGGUAUAUUAGAUGACACCGGCUCAGUUGCGGGCAAUGUUAUCAAUUUGAGCCAGCAAAUUCGGGACUUUGAGGAGGAGACAUUGCCAGAGCUAGAAGCUGAGCUGGGGUGCAAAAGCUCUGAAUCACUUCCAAGCUACUUGUUUGUUGUCGGAGUUGGUGGGAACGAUUACAUGUUCAACUACUUCGCCAGGAGAUCCUACCUUCAACUUGGCCUUGAAGCCUUCACUAGACGUCUCAUAGCCUCUCUGGCUCAAAAACUCCAGGAAGGGGAAAUGGGUUGUUUCGAACUUGAAACCACUGAUCUUAGGCUAAAUAUACUUUUCCGCUGUGAUAUGAUGACCCAUGAGUUUAAAAAAUUGUAUAGUUUGGGAGGUCGAAAAUUUGUGGUAAUGUCAAUAAAUCCACUAGGCUACAGUCCUGUACUUCACAGACCGAAUUUUAUAGGCAGCCCUCAAGCUCUGAGCCAAGCAGCUCAGAUGUACAACGUUCAGUUGAAGAUACAGCUAGAUGCUCUCAAAAGAAGCAUGCCUGACUUCAAUUUUGCUUUGGUCAACACAUAUAAUAUUAUGACUAAUAUCAUCCAGAAUCCGUCUUCCACAGGCUUUGAAGACACAAGCAACCCUUGUUGCAAAGUGACCUCCCAGAUUCAAGGUGGAAAUGGAGUAUUAUGCGACAGAGGUGGGAAAACAAGUGCGAACAGGACGAGAAAUGUGUUCUUUGAUGGGUUGCAUCCGACAGAAGCUUUAAAUUUUCAAAUAGCAAGCAAGGCCUAUGCUUCCACUCUUGAAUUUGAUGUUUAUCCAAUUAAUGUCAGACAACUAGCUCAACUUUGA
This is a messenger RNA of Prunus armeniaca (apricot), 1212 nucleotides long. The record is from the annotation of a GenBank genome assembly. Lineage: Eukaryota; Viridiplantae; Streptophyta; Magnoliopsida; Rosales; Rosaceae.